AGUGUUUCAGCCAGAUAGUUGAGCAGACACUGCUCUGCUUCCUGUCUGCCUGCUCCGCUCCCCUCUGUGGCUGAGAGAGAAAGAGAAAAAAAAUCCCUGUCUAGGCAUGGGACUCUGGCUGCUGCAGCGCUCGGCAGCUCCUCGCAGGGAAUGACAACAGUUCACAUGGUCAUUAGCUCCAGACUCUGAAGCAGGGAACUACUCCGAGGCAUAGCAGCUGCACCUGGUGUGGCUUAAAGAGAGGCACGACAGAGCUAUACGGGACUCAGCAAAAAACGAGAUCGUUGACAGAAAGUGCCUUGUCAGACAAUAUCCCUACUUGAAGCUGCCUGCGUGCGCCUCCACCACCAAGCCUGCAGCAUUCCCUCCCUUGCUGUGACAGAAGAUAGCUCAUCCUCAGCCCCUGCCCUACCAUCUCAUCUUUACCAGGCUCCGUCGUUGCGCUAGAGAAACCCAAGCGGAAAGAUUUAACUGCAGAGGUUGGGGGAACUGGCCAGCCACUCUGCCAAAACACAGAGUGCUGACUGACUCAUUCGGACAAGUUUAGUCAAUACCCAACCCACCGUCUGCACCCACUUAAUAUUCUCGCCCAAGCAGUGCCAUCACCCUCGAAAUAGCACCAGUUCUCCCCCCUCCCCCCCACUACCACCACAUUUGGACGGUCCGUCAGUCCAGCCUGCCUCUGAGCAUGCCCCUGUUGCCCUGUCAGUGGCCUGCACCUGGGACUAACUGAUUGACGAGCGACAUCUCUUGAUUGACAGCUUCUCUGAUAGCCGCCAUCUCCCAAGCUGCGACCACGGCCGGGUUGCAAGUCCACCAACUCUGCUGCUCUGAAGUCCGCAAGGGCAAACGACUUUCACUGACCCACAUUUUAUUUUUGCUACACUUUUAGUUGUUUUUUUAGCACACUGAAGAGCCAUUAGCGAAUAGCCUUUCCUAAAACAAGUGGCUAGCUCGACCCCACCCCCGGCAUUGCUAUGGCUUUAAAUAUUGCUUCGAUGCGAGACACAAAAUGGCUGACGCUGGAGGUGUGCCGGCAGUUCCAGAGGGGGACAUGUUCGCGGAGUGACGAGGAAUGCAAAUUUGCGCACCCGCCCAAAAGCUGCCAGGUGGAGAAUGGAAGGGUGAUUGCCUGCUUUGACUCGCUAAAGGGCCGAUGCACACGAGAGAACUGCAAAUACCUCCACCCACCGGCCCACCUGAAGACCCAGCUGGAGAUCAACGGCCGCAACAACCUCAUACAACAGAAGACAGCAGCAGCCAUGUUGGCUCAACAGAUGCCAUUCAUGUUCCCUGGCACGACCAUGCAGCCUACCAUGCAGUCGUUUCCUAUUAGCCAGGGCCUGGGCUCCAACCCAGGGCUGAGCUACGCUCCCUACCUGACCCACAUGACCCACAGCAUGGGCAUGAUGCCCACUGAGAUGCUCCAGCCCAGCACCCAGAGCAUCAUUGUCCCCGGCAGCCCUCCCUGCUCCAUGCAGAGCUCCUCCUCCAACCAGAAGCUGCUACGCACGGACAAGCUGGAGGUGUGCCGGGAGUUCCAGCGGGGCAACUGCGCGCGUGGCGAGACGGACUGCCGCUUCGCUCACCCCAGCGACAGCCCUAUGAUUGACACCAGCGACAACACGGUGACCGUGUGCAUGGACUACAUCAAGUCACGCUGCUCCAGGGAGAAGUGCAAGUACUUCCACCCUCCGGCCCACCUGCAGGCCAAGAUCAAGGCUGCGCAGCACCAGGCCAACCAGACGGCUGUGGCCGUGCAAGCCGCUGCCAUGACUCAGUCGACUGCCAAAGCAAUGAAGCGACCCCUCGAGGCAACUGUAGAACUGGCGUUCCCCCACGGUUGCCUGCAGCCCCUACCAAAGAGACCAGCACUUGAGAAGAGCAACGGGGCCAGCUCGCUCUUUCACCCCAGUAUGUUGCACUACCAGCAGGCCUUGGCCAACGCACAGCUGCAGCAGCAGACAGCUUUCUGUGGCUUUCCCACAGGGUCAGUCUUGUGCAUGACUCCUGCUAGCAGCCUUGAUUAUCCUGAAGUAACUCUCAGGAAAGAAAUGGUGUGUCAAGAAGCUGCACUACGAAGCCCAAAACAGCCCUUCUUCUGUACAUACUACCUUCCCCUUCCACUACAGCAACCUGCAUGCUAAGAGUGUAAUACUACCAAUAACCAUAAGACUUGAGUGCUGGUGUAAGAAGAUGCACACAACAAAAAGAUGUAUAUGUAUUGCUAGGAAACUAUUGCCAUGAAAAGGACGACAAAAAAAAUGUACUGAACUACAUACACUUACUUAGUGGAGAGAUGGCGAUGAGUUCAUUUUAACGAUUGUUUUCUCUGUUAAAGUAAUGUAGGUCAUUUUAUAUUUUGUUUUCGAAACGGAACCUCGAUCUGCACAAAUGUUCACCCAUGGAAAACACCUUAUUUGCACUAAAAGAGAACUAGUGCUUAUUGUCAAAAGUGCUUAAUUGUUUUUAGUCACAGAGAAGCCCCUGGUUGCAACUGGCACUCCAGGCCAAGCUAGAGGGAUUGUUUUACUUUUUGUUUGUUUUAAUUAUUUUAAAAAUACAAAUGUUACGGCAGACGACAGGCAUAUGUUUACUCAAUGACUGUUCUCUUAACGAUGGUUUGAACGUGCUCCCCCAUCACCCUUUAAAAUGGCGUGGUAUGCGCUCAAUAUGAACCACUUGCCAACAUUUCAUCUCUGGAAAACCAACGGCUUGCCAAACAAAAGUCAUCGCGACUGACAGAUGGACGGACAGAAGCGAUCGGAGUCGAUCUGCAAGGAAACAGACGUGGAACAGCUUCGUGGCCCACACAUGCAGUCGGGCCUUGUUUUUGUGCACGUUUGAAAAAAUGAACCUAGCAUUUCGAUUUCUUCUCCUUUGUUACAUUUUCAGUUUCUUUUGGAUGGGUGCUGACAUUGGGUUGUGGGAGUAUCUGUGCGUGUGGUUGGUUGGGUGUGAGCCUCAGAGGGGUCGGUGUUGGGGAGAGUUAUACUGGGCAUCAGGGAGUGCUACUAGCCUAUAUGGGCCCUGGUUUGUGUGCCAAGGGUUUAACGAAAGCUUGCGGUUGGCCGAAAGCAUUCGGCGGGAUGGAGCCUCAGCCUGGUGGGCCAAGCCAUGGACGUCUGCCAGCACACUGGAACAGAUAGACUGUGAGUCCACCAGAGGCCCCAGAGUCAAGACCACAGGGGCAAGGCCUUUGGGAGGGUUAGGGGUGGGUCUAGAAGGAGGGAUAAGGGUGGGAUCGGCGAGGGGUGAAACAAGUGCUACGACUCAAAAAAAGGUGCAUUCGACGAUGCUCGUCAUCAUCGUGAGAUGACUUGAAGUUAUUGACUGGAGGGCUAUCUGUGACUGUCAGUCGUCACCCUGCUAUCACCGAGAAUCCUGUUUCUAUUCGAGAAAAACUGUAGAAGUGCCUAAAAAUCCUUUAACUUUAAAACAACAAGCAUCUGGAGAAACGUACUUUAUGUCAAAGAAAAAAUAAGAAUAUAUCAAAGGAUGGUUCAAGUUCCCAAAAGUAUGUUGACCUAUUUAGAGAAAAAAAAAGACAAUUCACUUUUCGUGCACAUGCCAUAGUUAAAGCAGUACCCUAGUGUUAUUGUAAACAUAUAUUUAACACGACAAAAAAUAUAUAUAAACUAACCAAGAUAGCUUGGUAGAAUGUUUGAUAAAUAUUCCAUUAUGUAAUAUUUUGUUCUUACCAUAGGUUUUUAGUAGUUUACAUUGGAAAAAGUGAUUGAGAAUACAGGAAAUUGUGACGUGUGUGUGUAAUAAAUGUAACGUGUCUCUUACUUUUGAGAGUUUAUAUUCAUGGUUGUAGCAGCAAUUAAUUCAAAUUUAUUUCAAUUUGUUUUAUAAUGUUAAGCAUCAAGGUAUGUGUGUCACCAGAACAAUCCAUUAUUUUAUGUCAUGAUAUAGUUUGUGUACGAGCAUUGUUUUAAACCAACCUCCAUGUUAUUACCUAAUUGUUUUAUGAGAUGUAUGUAUUUUGACUCUAAAUCACAUUUCUUGAUACUACACAGCCUAUUAUUUUCCCUGUGUGUAUGUGUGUUCAACAAAAAGGAUCAGAAUCAUGACAUAUUUUCAUGGUGCUUGAUCAACACAGACAAUCCACAACAAGACACCUUUGGUUCAAAAAUAAUAAGGCACUGGUCUUUGAUUUUCUUUAAAAAAAAAUGUCACUUCCACAUUUUCUUCAAAAAAGUUAGUUUUAAUGUAAUUUUUGGUGUGGAAGGUGAUCGAAUAUAUUAUUUUCUAAUUUAUCGUAUUUUACUGUUUUGUCAAAUGAGUCAGAAUGAUGUUAUAUCCUAUUCUAUUUUGAAAUGAAUGUAAUUUAUUGAGCUGUGCAUCCCUACAAGGUCUGGUCUCAUUGGUCAGCCAAUGAGAUGCAGAUCUGGAGCAAGGGGGUGGAGUCUUAAAAAGCCACCAAUAGAAAGCUACUGGAUCUCCCUUGCCUUGUCAUCAACACAGGUCAUCGCAUUACAGUAAUGAGCAAGGCUUUAGAAUUGCUUAUUGUUUAAAAAAAAAGAGAAAAGAAAAUAAGAAAAUGUUAAUUGUAUAGGUGACAUUUUACCCAAAAAAAUAUUUUAAAAUAUGUACUUUUCACUCUAGUAUGAUAGUAUUUCGUAACAAUAUUAAGUUGUUGCUGUGGCAACAUAAAGUUGCAAUUACUAAAGUUCUGUAUUUUUGUAAAUUAUGUAAUCGUUAAGUUGACUUUUUUUCUAGAACACUGCAUACAUCACUAGAUUGUAAAGCAGAUUUCAACAUGUCUUAUUUGUCGUGAUUAUGACAAUUUUCCUUAGCAGCCUCUGUAAAGGUGUAACUUUAACACUUGUGUAAGAUGUAAUAGACACAUUUACCAAUGAUAUUUAGGAUAAAAUUAUAACAAAUGAUCUAUUAAUUGAAAAGUUAAGAUGUACAACUUUUCCCCUGAGAAAGGACCACUGGUUUCAUGCACACCAAUGGAAAAAUAUUUAUGAAUGUAGUUUGUUAGAUUGUUUAUCAUCAGUUAAGGAUUGCACUUCUUCCGGUAAAGUAAAAGUAUUUAAUUAUUACCGAUGCCAAUUUCAUUAGGUAUGGCAAAGUUACUAUACACCAGUAACACAGUCAUUCUGUUUAAUAAUCACUACCAGUUCGUAUCAGAGAAAUAACCUUUGAGCAUCUUGCAUGAAAAACACAAACAUUGUUUUUAUUAAUAAAUGAUAACGUACUGAAUGUUUCUAGUUAUACCGAAAAACACAUUGUCUGCACACGAGACAAAAAUCUGAGUUGUCCUUUAAUGGGGUCCAUGGUUGUGCCCAAGUGAAUGGAAUUGUACUGAGAAAUGUAUUUUAUUGAAAUGAAAUCUGUUGACAUUGACUGACUGAUGGUAAGAGAGAAAUGUAUAAGCACUUGGGUCAGCUGGGCAGACACAGCUUAUCCAAACACUUUGCCUUAUCGAAAGUCCAUCGUGCUUAAGGUUUUAUGUUCCAGAGCUGUUAAGAAACGUUUUUAAAAGGCUGUAAACUGGUCUCUACUGAACAUACUUUUUCGUUUAUUUAUAUAUAUAUAAAAUGCAAAAAAGUAUAUAUAUAUAUAUAUAUAUAUAUAUAAAUAUUGUUUGUUUUUAAUUUUUUUGCGUUUUUGAAAGGUGAAGCCAAAAGGAUCGACUGCUGUACAGAAAGCAGUCUUGUGUCCUAAGCCCCGUUCGAAUACUUUAAUAACACACCCUUCCUUACUUACUUACUGAUCUAACACAAUUUAAUAGGUGUAAGCAAUAGUUCUAUCACAUAGCUUUCCCCAAUCCAGCCAUGUCAGAUUAGGUAUUUCUUCAAGGAUGGGAGGAAGGAACAAUGCAUUUGUUAAAGUAUUGGAACAGGGCCCUAUUCUCUCCUUGUUGAGAGCUUGACGAUGAGGGCUGUGGCCAACAUGCCAUGCUGAAUGGUCCCUAAAAGGACUGCAGCCAGGGUCGUAUUCACUAGGAAGCAAACAUGCCGAAACGGGAAGGGACAAGCUGAACUUGUCCAAUAAGAAACGCUUGUUUUCGUUUUCCGUUGCAAAUCGUUUCGCUACGGUGUGCACUAUUGAAUAUUACCCAGGUAAUGAAUUGAGACUGCUUUGCCAUCAGAAAUGCAGUAUCCCAUCUACUUUGCAAAAAAUAUCUAUAGUGAAAAAGACAAGACCCUCAUUGGAUAAUUAGUUUUGAUGUAACCAUUUUUCUGUUUUCUUUGUGCGUAUAUUUUGUGCUAUUUUAUGUUACUAUAGUCAAAUGUUUUGGUUCCAGCAAGAUAGUGUAAAAUCUAUUGAAAUAAAGAAAGAGAGAAAAAAUGAAA
This is a messenger RNA of Coregonus clupeaformis (lake whitefish), 6311 nucleotides long. Its product is annotated as muscleblind-like protein 2a. The transcript is spliced from 9 exons. NCBI's taxonomy places the organism in Eukaryota, Metazoa, Chordata, Actinopteri, Salmoniformes, Salmonidae. Gene Ontology annotation, molecular function: metal ion binding. The record is from RefSeq and is a predicted model, not a curated record. Bases 978 to 2147 code for a protein of 389 amino acids.